Messenger RNA from Lolium rigidum, 1134 nucleotides. Its product is annotated as probable xyloglucan endotransglucosylase/hydrolase. The coding region runs from base 16 to 909 and encodes 297 amino acids. The record is from RefSeq and is a predicted model, not a curated record. Gene Ontology annotation, molecular function: hydrolase activity, hydrolyzing O-glycosyl compounds; xyloglucan:xyloglucosyl transferase activity. Lineage: Eukaryota; Viridiplantae; Streptophyta; Magnoliopsida; Poales; Poaceae. Gene Ontology annotation, biological process: xyloglucan metabolic process; cell wall biogenesis. The transcript has 3 exons. Gene Ontology annotation, cellular component: cell wall; apoplast.
ACACAGGGGGAGGAAAUGAAGGCAGCAACCGCGGGGUUCCUCCUCGCCGCGGCCGUGGCCGUGGCGGUGCUGCUGCACGGCGCUGCGGCGGCGCCGCCACGCAAGCCGGUGGACGUGCCGUUCGAGAAGAACUACGUCCCGACGUGGGCGGAGGACCACAUCCAGUACCUGAACGGCGGGCGGGAGGUGCAGCUGUCCCUUGACAAGUCCACCGGCACGGGCUUCCAGACCAAGGGCUCCUACCUCUUCGGCCACUUCAGCAUGCACAUCAAGCUCGUCGGCGGCGACUCCGCCGGCACAGUCACCGCAUUCUACCUGUCGUCUCAGAACUCCGAGCACGACGAGAUCGACUUCGAGUUCUUGGGGAACAGGACGGGGCAGCCCUACAUCCUGCAGACCAACGUCUUCUCCGGCGGCAAGGGCGACCGGGAGCAGAGGAUCUACCUCUGGUUCGACCCAACCAAGGAAUACCACUCCUACUCCGUCCUCUGGAACCUCUACAUGAUCGCGUUCUUCGUGGACGACACCCCGAUCCGCGUGUUCAAGAACAGCAAGGACCUCGGGGUGCGGUACCCGUUCGACCAGCCGAUGAAGCUCUACUCCAGCCUGUGGAACGCCGACGACUGGGCCACCCGCGGCGGGCGGGAGAAGACUGACUGGUCCAAGGCGCCCUUCGUCGCCUCCUACCGCGGCUUCCACGUCGACGGCUGCGAGGCCUCCGCCGAGGCCAAGUUCUGCGCCACCCAGGGCGCGCGCUGGUGGGACCAGGCCGAGUUCCGCGACCUCGACGCACAGCAGUACCGCCGCCUCGCAUGGGUCAGGAAGGAGCACACCAUCUACAACUACUGCACCGACCGCGACCGAUACGCCGCCAUGUCGCCGGAGUGCAAGCGAGACAGAGACGUCUGAGCAUCCGGCCAGCCAGCGCGCCUGUACUAGUACAGUAUCGACGAUGAUACAACUACUGCAGUUUGUGUGUACCGCUCACUGGCCGAUGACCAUCCACGUACGAGAACGUAUCUCGCUACUCCUGUAUGCUCAUGUGUGGCUCAUUGCCCAUGCAUGCUGUCAACUACUUAUGUGAGACUAUUGUGUGCGCCUCAUUUUGGAAUGAAUUUUAUCUGUUUCGUAGUC